AUGUGGUCGAACUCCGAGCCGUACGGCCGUACUCUGGUCGAACUUAUCGCACUUCGCCGGCCAGUCGUGCUCGCACCGGGGUUGCAUUUCCAAGUUCGAUAAGUUCGACUUCAACCUAGCGAACCUCAGGUUCGGUCGAGCUUCCGAAACUUUACGAACUCCAUAAUGAGCCUCGAAUCUCGUUUUGCAUAGAUACAAUAGAGGUUCGUCAGGUUCGAUCCAUUGCUGGUCUGAGAAAACGCGUUUCUUUUUUGGUGAGUGCAGCGCGAUUUCGCGCUUCGGAUUGUUUUCUGGAGCCGUCACCUCUUUGUCAGUGUGCUUGGACCCCUCCGCGACCCCUUUGGCACCUUGAGCCCUGGUGAACCGAUGGCGAGACUGUUUUGGAAGGAGCGCGCGCCUCCCGCGUUCCGGACAGCAGCGGCGGCGGUGAGUCCGCGGUCCGUGGAGUGACGCUUGCCGACGGACGCUGGUGCGUGGACGCUACUCGGGCGCUCGAAGCACCAUGGAAAGCUCGAAGCCCGGGCUGGCGCGCCUGCGCACCACCCCGCGCCGGGCCCCCGGUGCCGUGGGAACCCAGUGGGGCGGCACUGAGGGCCGUUCGGCGCCCUACUCGGCGUCGGAGGUGGACCGCUUGGUCGAGUUGGUGGCCGACAAGGCGGCGCUGCUCCUGUCGGCCGGCGAGAGCGGCGCCAAGCGCGCCUGCUGGGACGAGCUCGCCAGGAAGAUGUCGCGCAGCGCGGACGACGUGCGCCGCAAGUGGUCCAACAUCGUGGCCGAGGUAAAGCUGCCCAAGCGCUCGAGCCCUUUCAAGCCGUACGAGCUGACCGCACUCCGGCUCAUGGGCGCCGAGCGGACCCCGACCCCGCAGCUGCAGAUCAUCCCGGCCAGCGUGUGCUCGAUCCCAGCCAACAGCUUCCUGCACCAGGAACAGGGCGUCCAGGCGCCGGCGGCGGCGGCGGCACCCCCGGCGGCGCCGAGCAGCCUGACCAUAGUGGCCCUGAGCAACCGCGAAGUGUCCAUCACGCCGGUCAAGCGUGCCCUGCCGGCAGAUUCGGACGAGUCCGAGCUUCAGCUCGUGCGCGUCUCGCAGUCGGUGCACACGCAGACGGACGCCGAGGCCCCUAAGCGGGCCCGGCUGGACGAGGCCGGGCUAUGCGCCCGCCUGGUGGCUCUGGAGGAGCGCCGCCUGGCACUGGACAGAGAGCGGCUGGCGCUGGACAGGGACCGGCUCAAGUGCACCCAAGAGCUGGUGGCCCUGCUGAAGACACGCCCCUCGCCGCUGCCUAACGGGGACUUGGUUGCCAGCACCCUGGCUGCCUCCUCCCUCUAGCCCCGCCUCCGUGCCUUCCCGGCCCUCGGGACCCCAGUGUAGGACCGCCGUGCCUUUCUGGUCUGCGCCCGGCUGCGCCACCCAGCCCCGCCGCCACUGGUCCCGGUGGCUUUGCGUUGCCUCCGUCGAGUGGCCAAAACUCCUGGUGAUCUUUGGUUUCGCGACGAACAAAUGUGCAAGAUGCCUACGGCCGUUCAUUUGUUAUGACCCCACAUGCUUGCGGCACCUGGUGGCCAGAACACUGAGCCACAAAAGGACUUCGGGGAAACUUUUCACUGGAGUUUCCAAAAGACCGUGCAUAUUGUGUCUCGAGAGUUGACUCCGGUGCUGGUAAAGGUACAGGCACGAGUGUGUGGUCUUCAAAAGCACUUUCCUACGCGAGAAUGCUCAAACAGGCGUAGGAAUCUGCAGAGCUGCGCUCUCGUGCCUGUGCCAGCACCGAAGUGAACUUCCGAGGUGAAGCAUUGAACCUUGCGUGGAGUUCACCUUGUGCAAAUGUGGCAGUGUAAGCUCCAGGUAGCUCUCAUUUUUUUUUUUUAUAGAACCAUCUGUCUUCUGUUUCGGUAUUGCCAUUUUUAAAAAGCGUGGGCAGUCUCGACAAAUACGCGUCGCCACACUCUUUACGGCUGUCGCAUUGGAUGAAUUGGACGUUGUAGACGUUGAUCACGUCUCCUUCGACCCGACGACUCACCGUCUGUCUUAACAGCCGUUCAUGGUUCAUACAGUUCCUGCCAAAGAUUUACUGCCUCGAGGAAAAUCACCAUUUCUCAUUCUUCCAUACUCGCACUCAUUCAGGCAAAGCUCGUGUUCAUUUCACUCCAUGCGGGUCUUUUAUUUAAAGUCUCAGCGCGACAGUCAACGAGCAUUGCACUGCAUCCUGAAGCCACUGUAUGCAUUCAUUAUACGUCACUCACUAUCUGUUUUUUAUUCCGAAGCUCCUAUUAAUGGUUUACAUGAGAGAAUUGCUUAGAUUUGUUUGUGCCAGGGAUGUACCGUCCAAAGGCACUUCUGGCCCGAGAGCAGGCUGCAAAAAUAUACCGUUUCAAAGAACGAG
Messenger RNA from Ixodes scapularis (black-legged tick), 2384 nucleotides. RefSeq lists its product as uncharacterized. Lineage: Eukaryota; Metazoa; Arthropoda; Arachnida; Ixodida; Ixodidae. The transcript has a single exon. The coding region runs from base 503 to 1330 and encodes 275 amino acids. The record is from RefSeq and is a predicted model, not a curated record.